AACUCUUUAAAUACCCCCCAAGUCCUCUGCGGGCACAACAAAACAUUCCGCCGUCCGCUGAUUCGACACGACGGGGACGGUGGGGGGACAAAAACAAAAAAAGGCGGCGAUUGCCACUACAAAUUCAACAUUUAUCCAGUUCGAAAAAAUGUUACGUUUUUUUCGGAAUACUUCCCGAUUCGACCCGGAGUCGUAAAAGGUGAAAACUCGGCGAGGGAGUCGGAGGGGGGAGACGGAAAGGGAGGAAAAACAAAGAUGGCUGUGUGAGCCCGAGAGACGAGCCGACAACAACAAGCGUCCGCCGACAGGGACAGUCUCCUCGGGGCAGCCGGAGCGGAGGGCGCCGGACUUGGGACAGGCGAACCGAGCCGAGCUGUCGAGAGCGUGAGAGUCCCCCUCCCCCCCCCCACAAAAACAGCUGAGUUGUUUUUGUUCUGGCUGCCCACCCCCCCCGCCCAAACCCCGCUACCGGAGCGCCGUGCUCAGGGCUCGGUGUCAAGUAGCUAGCCGUACCGUAAGUCCUCCACCGCGGGUGACAUUUUGUCUUCACCUCUGCUGUGACUUCCGGAAGCGCUUGAAAAUUAGCACGACAAAAAAGAUCGUUAACAGCCUCGUUUCGCGUUAGCCGACCGGCGAGCUAGCUGUCAGUUAGCCUCAAAGCUAAGCCAACCACAGGAGAUAAAAUAAGUGCAUUUUUUUUUUUUUUUGGUGGGGGGGGGGGAGGUUACGUAGAAAGUUCUAGAGACAUUUGGCCAUGGAAGACAGCGACGUGAUGGCCGCCCCCGGUGGCUCCUCCGCCGCCGUCGUGGCAGGGGCGGCCGAGGCGGCGGCCGUGGCCGGGGCAGGGGCCGGGCUCGGGCUCGCCGGGCAGGAGGAGUCCGGGACGCGCCCCGAGGCGGACUCGGACGAACCGCCCAAGAAGAAGACCAAAGUACCCGAGGGGGAGUCCGGCAAGCUGGAGGAGAGACUGUACUCUGUGCUCUGCUGCACCGUGUGCCUAGACUUGCCCAAGGCGUCUGUGUACCAGUGUACCAACGGUCACCUGAUGUGCGCCGGCUGCUUCAUUCACCUGCUGGCCGACUCUCGCCUCAAAGAGGAGCAGGCCACGUGUCCCAACUGCAGGUGCGAGAUCAGCAAGAACCUGUGCUGUCGGAACCUGGCGGUGGAGAAGGCGGUCAGCGAGCUGCCCACCGAAUGCACCUUCUGCCUCAAGCAGUUCCCCAGGUCCAGCCUGGAGCGGCACCAGAAGGACGAGUGCCAGGACAGGGUGACGGUGUGCAAGUACAAGCGCAUCGGUUGCCCGUGGCAGGGCCCCUUCCACGAGAUGCCCGCCCACGAGGGCGAGUGCUCGCACCCCACCAAGACGGGCACGGAGCUGAUGGGCAUCCUGGGCGAGAUGGACCAGAGCCACCGCAGGGACACGCAGCUCUACAACAGCAUCUUCAGCCUCCUGUGCUACGAGAAGAUCGGCUUCACCGAGGUGCAGUUCCGGCCGUACCGCACCGACGACUUCAUCACGCGCCUGUACUACGAGACGCCGCGCUUUACCGUCCUCAACCAGACGUGGGUCCUGAAGGCGCGCGUCAACGACUCGGAGCGCAACCCCAACUUGUCGUGCAAGCGAACGCUCUCCUUCCAGCUCAUCCUCAAGAGCAAGGUGAACUCGGCCCUGGAGUGCUCGUUCCUGCUGCUGAAGGGCCCGUACGACGACGUGCGGAUCAAGCCGGUCAUCCACCACUACGCCUUCAGCAACGACGACAACGAGACGGACUACGUGCUGCUGCCCAUCUGCGACUCGGUGGAGUGCAACAAACUGCUGGCCGCCAAAAACAUCAACCUGCGCCUCUUCAUCUUCCAGGUCCAAAAGUAAAAAUACACGACACCCCCCC
Syngnathoides biaculeatus (alligator pipefish) is the source of this 1889-nucleotide messenger RNA. It is a transcript of the gene zftraf1, whose product is annotated as zinc finger TRAF-type containing 1. Gene Ontology annotation, cellular component: nucleus. The record is from RefSeq and is a predicted model, not a curated record. Gene Ontology annotation, molecular function: zinc ion binding. The coding region runs from base 755 to 1870 and encodes 371 amino acids. The transcript is spliced from 6 exons. NCBI's taxonomy places the organism in Eukaryota, Metazoa, Chordata, Actinopteri, Syngnathiformes, Syngnathidae.